Messenger RNA from Hipposideros armiger (great roundleaf bat), 2478 nucleotides. It is a transcript of the gene TMC7, whose product is annotated as transmembrane channel like 7. Gene Ontology annotation, cellular component: plasma membrane. The coding region runs from base 1 to 1749 and encodes 582 amino acids. The record is from RefSeq and is a predicted model, not a curated record. Gene Ontology annotation, molecular function: mechanosensitive monoatomic ion channel activity. The transcript is spliced from 11 exons. Lineage: Eukaryota; Metazoa; Chordata; Mammalia; Chiroptera; Hipposideridae.
AUGGGGGCGACAGAUUGUGUGCGCUCCUCGGAAGCUUUCCACCAGGAGGUCAGCGCGCGCCACCCGGAGCUGGAGCCGCCACCCCGAACGCCCUACUCCCAGAUUCCCUCCCAGGGUGGAUCUCCUCGCAUUUCUCGUACCCCAGCUCCGUCCGCUCCCCCAGCCACCGGUGCCACCUCUGGCCACCCUGCUGCCAAACACCCUGAGGACAACCCUACUGAAGUGCCCCCUUCUUCCCAUCGAUCCCCUAUCGGAGCCGGGGAGGGGGCCCCGCAAGUUGCCCUGUCUCGGUGGAUACCUGAAAAGUCUGUCCCAGCGCCGGCCCCAGAACCUGGGUCAGGGCACGUUGGCGACCCCGGCCUGGGGCAGCCCCGUAGGCUGCAUGUCCUGGCACCAGAGUUGGACUUCCUGCCUGGAAAGCUGAUCGUUUUCUUCUUGGAAUCAAGCCAAGUUCCUGUGAGAGCGGGGAAGUUUGGCACUGGCAUUCAGUCGUAUUUCUUCUUCUUACGGUUCCUGGUGUUACUCAACGUAGUGAUCUUUCUGAUCAUCUUUAUGCUGGUUUUGCUGCCAGUCUUGCUCACCGAAUACAAGAUCACCAACAGCAGCUUUGUGUUCAUGCCAUCCAAAGCCAUGGGUGAGUCCAACGCCUGGUCGGUGGAAGGCUUCAAAAUCAACCUGAUCCAGAGUGAGGAGCACUUUCAGAGUUACUGCAACAAGGUCUUCGCCGGCUGGGACUUCUGCAUCACCAACCGCAGCGUGGCUGAGCUGAAACACAGCAGCCUGCGGUACGAGCUCCGAGCAGACCUGGAGGAAGAAAGAAUACGGCAGAAAAUAGCAGAAAGGACCUCAGAAGAAAAGAUACGGAUUUACUCUUUGAGACUGUUUUUGAACUGUAUUGUUCUGGCUGUCCUAGCAGCAUGCUUCUAUGCAAUCUACAGAGCCACUAUAUUCUCGCAAGAACACUUGAAAAAAGAAAUUGACAAGAUGGUUUUUGGAGAGAACCUCCUGAUAUUGUACCUGCCUUCUAUCGUGAUCACGCUGGCCAAUUUUAUCACCCCGAUGAUCUUCGCCAGGAUCAUCCACUAUGAGGACUAUUCCCCAGGCUUUGAGAUCCGGCUGACAAUCCUUAGGCUCCUGGUAACCUACUGCUCCAACUGGAAGCUGCUGCAGUGCUGGGGACAGCAGGAGUUCUCCAUUCCUGAUAACGUCCUGGGCAUCGUGUAUGGGCAAACCAUUUGCUGGAUCGGAGCCUUUUUCUCACCUCUUCUCCCUGCCAUUGCAACCUUGAAAUUCAUUAUCAUCUUCUACGUGAAAGAGAUGAGCCUUCUUCAUACCUGCAGACCCUCCCCGAGGCAGUUCAGAGCAUCCAACUCUAAUUUCUUCUUCCUGUUGGUGUUGUUGAUUGGCCUGUGUUUGGCAAUAAUACCUCUGACCAUCAGCAUGGCGCACAUCCCUUCCUCGAAAGCCUGUGGGCCAUUCACCAACUUCAACACCACCUGGGAGGUGGUCCCCAGCACGGUGGGCACCUUCCCGAGCUCGCUGCAGUCCCUGCUGUAUGGCGUCACAUCCGAAGCCUUCGCAGUGCCUUUCUUCAUGAUCAUCUGCCUCGUUAUGUUUUAUUUCAUCGCCCUGGCUGGAGCACACAAGCGGGUAGUCAUCCAGCUCCGAGAGCAGCUGUCCCUGGAAAGUCGUGACAAGCGUUAUCUAAUCCAGAAACUAACAGAAGCCCAGAGGGAUAUGAGGAAGUGACUAGACCGAUGGUGAAGAUACUGCUGCAUGUUGCGUAUAAGCUGACUUAGUGACCUGCCGAGCCUACAAAGGCCACCUUUUUAGAGAAAUAUUUUUCUCUAUUUUUUGAGAGAAAUAUUAAAAAAAAUUUUUUUCUGGAGUUUUGUCCUGUCCUGAAGGUGCAUGCAGCUCCGGUGGCCAUGUUUACACAACCCAGCCCCUUCGCAGGGCUUUAGUGACUUAGAAAAGCAGGUUCAAAACCAAGUCUUUGCCUGUUGAUCAGCCACUUGGUGACGCUACCAAAAAAGGACUUAUGAAGCCAUUGAAGCUUUUACACCAAACAUGAAGGAGGAGACCUUUUAUAUUUGUAAAAGCUUCUGUGUGUCAUCUUUUGUCAGCUGCAGAGGUCAGCCAUUCAUGAGGCUGGUUCUAGGGCUGUAGGCUCAGAAGUGUUCCUGAAGAAGUAGUAGUGACCCUUUCAACCGUUCUGUACACUUAAAAUGAGAUCUGAUUUUUAAAAUGUUUUCCAUUUUUUAUUUUUAUGAAGAGAAAGCCUUGAGACGUGAUUUCUGGAACCGACAGUGGAAAUGUGGAGGAGGAUGGUUAUGUAAGGUCAGCGACUUGAUGGUAAUGAGAGAGAGAAAAACCAUUCCUGCUGUGUAAGUCUGAAUGGCCUAGACAGCGGUUCUCAACCUGUGGGUCGCGACCCCUUUGGGGGUCGAACGACCCUUUCACAGGGGUUGCCUAAGA